AUGGCUGACCCGCAGCAAAAAGUCAAAAACGCCGGCGAUACCGUGUCGGAUCAGGGCAAAUCGGUUGGCGACCAGGCCGCUGGUGCCACGGGCUUUGUCACCAGCACCUUGGGCGCCGCAGUAGGCGGCGUCACGCGGACUGCCGGAGCUGUCACGGGUGCGGCGACAACUGGGCUCGGAAACACCUUGAGCAGCGUGACGGGGGAGACGGGAAAACCAAUCGGCGACGCCUUGAGCUCAGUCGGGAGUGGGGUUCAGAGCGGUGUUGAGAGCGUUGCCAAAGGUGUGGAAGAUGCCGGAAACUGGAACAAGAAGGACUAA
Messenger RNA from Ustilaginoidea virens, 321 nucleotides. RefSeq lists its product as uncharacterized. Bases 1 to 321 code for a protein of 106 amino acids. The transcript has a single exon. Lineage: Eukaryota; Fungi; Ascomycota; Sordariomycetes; Hypocreales; Clavicipitaceae. The record is from RefSeq and is a predicted model, not a curated record.